Messenger RNA from Diorhabda carinulata, 7982 nucleotides. RefSeq names its product KN motif and ankyrin repeat domain-containing protein 2-like. NCBI's taxonomy places the organism in Eukaryota, Metazoa, Arthropoda, Insecta, Coleoptera, Chrysomelidae. Bases 270 to 3155 code for a protein of 961 amino acids. The record is from RefSeq and is a predicted model, not a curated record. The transcript has 11 exons. Gene Ontology annotation, cellular component: cytoskeleton; cytoplasm. Gene Ontology annotation, molecular function: protein binding. Gene Ontology annotation, biological process: negative regulation of actin filament polymerization.
UUCGUUGUCCAUGCCUAACUGAAGUUGUUUGGUUUGUUGCCGCUCAGCAAAGUGUGAUCGUUGUGAGACACUUGACACUAUAACAUACGUUAAUAUUAUAAUAAAAUGGUAAAUAGUAUCGUUCUGUUAGUAAUCACGGUUUAGUCAUUGAAAAAUGAGGAAAAGUAAGAUGUAAGGUGACGCGAAAGUGUGAAUUGUGUGAUAAUAACUUGUGUUUUCAACAGUUUUUAACUUGCUUCUUUGGAAUUUGUGUCUGCAAAUCCUUCUGAAUGCAGUUGAGUAUGUCAUAUCUAAAUUCGAAUUCAAAUAUUAAGGAAACUAGUGAAAAUGGCUAUUCUUGGUAUGAGUGUAACUGCUGUCCCUAUGGCUACCAUAUCGACUUGGAUUUCGUUCGUUAUUGUGAAUCCAUCAGUAAGGAAGCCGAUAAUCGAACCGGCUCCAUUAAAAGAAGAAAAGAUAGAAGAAAACAACGACAUUCUAUGGAAGUGCUAUUGGGACUUACAGCCCCCUUAAUCACUUCAUCUGAGCACACCUAUACAACAAUACAGGAGCAAAACUCUUUGUCGCCGGUGUCAACAAAAACUACAAGAAAUAAAUUUCCGUUUAAAACCGAUGGGUUCGAUGAUGCUGUUUCCGAUUUUGAAAGAACACUUCAAAGGUCUAAAAACAAAUUGUCUAAUAACUUGCCAGAUGUUACUGCCGUCUCAGUUUCCGGUCCGACCAUGACUGUUUUACCUUCAGCCCAUGAUGGGACUGCGAGGCACGAUUUCGAUACUGUGACCAUUGAAUCAUGCGGAAUGAGCCCUUUAGCCUUGCAGAAGAUACGAGAACAAAUGGCCUUGAGUCUCGAGAGAACUAAACAAUUAGAAGAUCAAGUUAAAUUAGUUCCAGACCUUAAGGUGCAAGUGUACCUUCUUAAAGAAGAAAAUCGUCGACUCCUCUGCCAAAUCAGGUCGGAUGAAGACAAAAAACUAGAUACUAUUAAUGGACAUUAUAGUCGACAGUACAACCGACAAAGAUCUCACUCCUUCACAGAAGUAAAUAAUUGUGAAACUUCAAUGAAAAAAGAAUCUUCACCUCCUCCGCCGCCGCCACGAAAAGAUUUUGGAGUAAUGUGUGGCGUAUUAACCAGAAAUAUUGGAGUUGGGAAUCAAAUUCCAAAUACAAAAAGUGUUUCAACGGCAACGCCAGAAAAUGAUUUUGCAGAUAAAUGGCUACACGAAAAGGUUAAAUUCAUGAAAAAUCAAAGCUUAUUACAAGCUACUACUAGCAACAAAGAAACUCAAACUUUGGUUCCUAAAGGAAGCAGAGACAUUGGCACACAGUUCCAGUUUCAGAAAAUUGUUACACCCAAAUUCAGUACAUAUACACAAACAUUAGACACUAACAAACAUUUAGUUGAAAGAGGAGUUUUAGCAAAAGCUAAGCUGUCUGAUGUUUCAAUUCAAAAAUAUGUAGAAUGUUACUCAAUAGGAAGUUCAGACGAUACUAUUAACGACACUAUUUGCGACAAAUGUAACAAAUUGAAAAGAUCAGUAGCUGUAGGUCCUCAGAACCAUGAAGAUAGCCAUACGUCUCCAAUAUCAUUAGCAUCACUUACAUCAAGAAGUAAAUCUUUCAAUAUGGGAGAUGAUAGACUCAACUUUACUGCCAGAACUCGAACGAUAGCAUCACAAUAUGAAUCAACUAAUAUUAAUAUAUCAUGUCAGGCGGACCUUCAAAAACCGUCUUCGACUAAAAUAUGCCAAAUUCAACCGAAAAUGGUGGAUAAAAAUACACAAUACGAGAAAUUCACAGUUUCCAGACUCACGGAUACUAAAGAUCUAACGGUGGUAAAGAAUGUUAGUUGUGAGGCAAAAGAAGAAAAAUUAGAAACUGUUAACACUGGCUGCAAUACUGUUGCAGAUCUAACAAUUUGCAUAAAGUGUGACAGAGAAAAAGAGAAUCUCAAAAAAGACGGAGGUAGUCCAACACCAUCUAGAAUACCGCGCCCUCAAAUUCCCACGACACCUGUAGAAAAUAGAAAGUUUAGAAGGCAAGAUACUUAUACCAAAGUGUAUUCGCCCACCGAUAAAACAUCAAGAUUAUCUGGAUUAGAUUUAUCCCCAAAAGUUAUUUCAAACGAUACGAAUCCUUUAGAUAAAGUCAAAACCAACCUCAAACUCGGAGAUACAGUCUCACAUGCUCAAAAUGGUGUCAAUUCUUUGACUUCUAUAACUAAAGUUCAAGUUCAAGAGAUUACACUGCCCACUUCAGUAUCAACUAUUUAUCAACCCAUUGCACAUAAUCAUAACAGAAAAAAAACUGUGCCAAGUAAAGAAAUGCAAGGUGCGAUGAAAGUCUUAAAUGACGCUCUAAUGAAAACACCUUCUAAAAAUCUCAAAAAUCCCACCGCAGUUGACAUAGUUCAAACAGAAUGGUUUAAAGUUUCUAGUUUAGUUACCGCUAACCCGUUAGAUGUAGAAGAUUAUCUUGAUGCUCUAGAAGAUAUGUCAAGUUUAUUAUUAGAAUAUGUAGUCAAUAUGAGUGAUUCCAGUGGCAAUACCGCAAUGCACUAUGCAGUCUCCCAUGGAAACUUUGAUGUAGUGUCUAUUUUAUUAGAUUCUAAAGUAUGUGAUAUCAAUAAACAGAAUAAAGCGGGAUAUACGAGUGUUAUGUUAGUCUCUUUAGCAGAAGUUAGAUCACAGACCCAUGCCAAUGUCGUUAGAAGACUUUUCCAAUUAGCUGAUGUGAACAUUAGAGCAAAACAGCAUGGGCAAACAGCUCUAAUGUUAGCAGUCAGCCAUGGACGAUUAGAUAUGGUGAGAAUGUUAUUAGAAGCAGGUGCUGACAUAAAUAUACAAGAUGAAGAUGGAAGUACUGCCUUAAUGUGUGCCGCUGAACAUGGUCAUAUAGAAAUUAUUAAACACUUUUUAUGUCAACCAGAUUGUGAUUCUACUAUUACAGAUGUGGACGGCAGUACAGCUCUAAAAAUAGCUAUGGAAGCUGGUCAUCGACAUAUAGGAGUGCUUCUUUAUGCCCAUGAAAGAAACCUUCAAAAAAUGCAUAAUGCUAAGCUUAAGAAGGCUAAAUCCAUCAGUAGUCCAAAAACCCCUUCUUCGCCAUUGGCUGUCAGGAGCAGUCAGCGUGCCUUAUCUGAUAUGAAACCUAAAUAGUUGUAAUCCUUUGUUAAAUGUGUUCUAGAAUUUAUUCGAAAUUAAUAUGCGUGUUUUACUCUCUGUUAAAUGUUGUAGUAUAUGUAUUGUAAAACUUUGCUGACUUUCCUUGUCUUUGGUUAUUGGUAUGAUUGAUAACUUACUGACAAUUACAUGAGUUUUUAAUGCAUUCCUGGUAUAUAUACUGCAUACACUAAAUUAUCAGAUUGGAUUUCGUUAUUAUUAUUUAACUAAUAACGACAACUGAAUUUUUUAGCCUGUGGCUUACAAAAUUUGUUCUUACACGUCAUUUAAUUGCACUUUUUAGAAUUUUUAUACAAUAACACUUCUAAUUAUUAGAAACUGAUGAAUAAGAAUUGGGUUACGAAUUGUUGAAACAGUUUUAAAAAAAGUCGGUAUUUGUGUACAAGUCAACGAAGUGUAGGUUCGAUUGAAUAGUUUUCUGUAGUUUUGUAUAAUAUGAGUGAGAAUACUGUACUAAUAUUAAAUUGAUUAAACCGUUGUUGAUACUUUAUAUUAAAUUUUAAAAUACGAGUUAUUGCCUUAUUGUUAUAUGGAUCAUAGGUAGGUGUGUAAAUGUUCAUACUUUGUAAUAAUAUUCAUGAAUAUGAGAUUAUAUUGUGUGUAUUGUUUUUUAAAUUAUUACUUUGCAACUCUAUGUAAUAGGCUCGAAUAAUAGAACAUAACUAAAGACAAAUAUUUGUAUAGUUAUAGAAAAGAAUUAGUUUCUUCCCUAAUUAAUGAAUUCUGUAUUUUUCUAUAUAUGUAUAUGUCACCGUAUGAUUGUGAACAUCGUUAGUUUAUAAUCACUCUCGCGAUAUUAUAAACUGACGAAUAAUUGUGAACUGCAACCAACCAUUUACAAUUUUACGUAUUAUUUCUCGAUAGUUUACAAUCUGUCAAUGUCGAAUCGUCAAAUUGCGAAAUAACAUGCAGGGUCCAUAAUAUAUCCGUCAAAUUAUGAACCAGCUCCGAUUGGUGGGACUUGGCAGUAACUCGUUCUGUAUCCAUGAAAUUAAGAAACAAACGUGAGAGGCAAGAAAAUAAAAUUCACAAUUAAUUGUGUGAUAUCAGGUAUUUACGUUUUAUGUUAUGUCCCGUGUAGUAGCAAAAUAAAAAAAUUAGCAGUAAAAAAUGUUCAUUUAUUGCAACAUGUCAGAGAACUAUGACAUCUGGAAUUAUAUAAAACGUUAGCUUUAUUACAACGACAUUUGCUAGACACACAUUGUCCUUUUUCAUUAUUUCUGCUAUUGCACUGUUUCAUGCCUUGUCCGCCGAAAGAAGAGGACAUUGAUGCGACAGUUCUUAACGGCAAUGUGACCUGAAAAAGUAGUAAAUGGGGUGUUUAGUUGAACAAUUAUUACUCAUUCUGUAGAAUUUUAACUUAAUUUGUGUUGAGUAAUAGUUAUUUAUACACCAAGUGAGGUAAAACACAGUUUAUUUACGAAAAGAAAGUUUUAAGCGCAUGAGUCCGUAGGGAGAAUGAGAUAAUUUCUUGUGAGUAAAUCAACUGUCUCAGUUGACGUGGUUUAUAUGUCAUAGUUUAAUGUGGCAAAAUUGUAUGAAAUAAAAAAUGAAGCAUAAUGAAACAUAAAGGUGUAAGUACUGAUGAUGACGAAGUGAUCAAUUUAUUUCAGCAAGUAAGGUUAUAAUUUAGUUGUAAUUUAUUAGACAGAGAAUGAAAUACAUUUCUAAGAACUAUUUUUAAGUGAUAUUAACUAGUUAAAUUAAUACUGACCUCUGGAAUAUCAUUAAGUAGUGUCGCUCUUGGAGAUGAAAGAACAGCAUUUCUUGGCAUCCAAUCUUUAAUGACUCCAAAAGCAGUGUCAACUCGGUAUAAUUCGUUUUUCUUCUCUAAAACUUUUCCAAUCAGCUUUUUUAUUAUAGUUUUCCAACAAUUUGAUCACAAUUUGUAUUUUUUCACUAGUCCACUACAACGUUUUACUAUUUGCACUGUGCCCUCUGUAAUAGGUUUGUAACUUGGUAAAUUGUUCUUCAUCCACAAUAACUGGUGAGUUUUGCGGAAGUACCGGUUCAAUUUCGGACAUUGUUAUAAUUGGAUAUAGCCUCACAAAUCACAAAUAAUAAUAUUGCACAAGUUUCUUAUACACUAAAAAUGUUACUUUAAAUAUGAAAACAGUGAAUCUAUUAUUUAAAACAUAUAAAUAUAUCUACUAUAUAAAACACUUAUUGAAAAUCACAAGAACAUUUGUUUGUUUACAUUCAGUGCCUAGAGAAUGACCGCCAAAGUUAGCGGCGCUAAACACUGCACGUUCAAGCAAUCAGCGAACAGUUCAAAAUUGUAAAUGGUUGGUUGCAGUUCACAACUAUUCGUCAGAUUAUAAUAUCGCGAGAGUGAUUAUAAACUAACGAUGUUUACAGUCAUACGGUGACAUAUAUUGUUUAUGAUGUGUUUUUGCUUUUGCAGAAAAUUUUCUUCAUUCUUUACAAUUUUUAUUAGGAGCUUCCAGUUUUCCGUGCUUGUACAAUUGUUAAUAAUUUAAUUAACGUUUUUUUUUAUCUGGCGAAUUUAAAAAAUGUGAAAGACUUCAGUGUAGUUUAUUCUAAUUUUUCGAAAAUAGUAAGAAGUAUUGUCUAAGCAAUUGACAUUAUAAACGAUGAAAUCAUAAAUAUUCUAGAUAGACACUAAUAAACUAAUAAAUGUUCAAAAUCAGCAAAGAUAUCUAAAACCAAGCACUUCAAAUUCUGUAUGUUCAACAUACAAAUAUCCUAAACUUUUUGAUGAUUUGUGAAAUAAUAAUUAUAAUGUUGAUAUUCAAAUACAUAUACUACUUUUGUUUCUUAAAAAUAUGCUAGAUUUCUUAGCUUCUUACAUUUAUUUUUAAUGUAUUUAACCGAGUUCAUAUGAGACUGUAGUAGAAAUAUCUAGAAUAUAUACAUCUUAUAUCUAUGUAGUGAAACUUUCUACUAUAUUCAUAUUAACUUACUAGUUUACAAUAAAAACUAGGAUAUUAUUGAAAAGUAAACCUCUUAACAAACAUCAUUCAGGCAAUUUCUAGCCUAAUGAGUGGCAAUGUAACAAAAUAAAAUUUUAAUAAUAAAAAUGAAUUUAUACUACCCCAUUGCAUAUUCGUAAGUUUUUAUUCAACCAGAGUAUAUGUUACGUUACUUGAUAUUCUAUAUAUCAAGUAUAUUCUUGGUUGUAACUAAGAUAUUGAUAGAGUUUACAUAUUGUCCCUAGAUUGUUCCAAAAUCAUAGAUUCAUGUUUCGAUUUAUAAAUUUAUAAUGAUUUACACCAUGAACUCAUCCUAGAAGGCUCAAUACUGUUUAAAAAAUAGAAAUAAAUGGCGGCACAAAAACACAAUAUCAACCCACUUCAACUAAAAAAAUGAAUGCUUAUAUAAAAUUACAUUUUGAAGUAAUGUUUCCUAACUGUUAUACACACAUAUUAUUUUUUUGAAGGAAUCAUAGUUCUAUGAAAGGCUUCAAAACAGUUGUUUUCUCUGUUUCAGGGAGGUUAUAGAUAUUUUCAGGCCUAAAAUUCCAUUUUCCACAAAAUUUUGAAGAAAUGUGUGAACCUUAGCUUUGGUGAAUCCUGUCGACGUUUUUGGCUUUCACGUUCACGAAUGUAAGUUACCAGGUUGUUUAUUGGUUAUCAAAUUUUGGAGAACCUUAGAAUUUGACAUUGUCGUGGCAAAUUCGUAUAUGAUAAAAAUUUAAAUUGGAGCAUUUUUUAUGUAGCAGCAAAGCUUGUUUUCUUCAUCGACAGUUAAUAUUUGUUUAUUCUUGACCUCGUUUCCAUAUUUAGUAAUUGCAGAAUCUUCUCCCGAGCUCUCAUUUCCGAAAUGCUCUAUGCUCAUUACUACUUCCAGACGAGUCUUUUAUUAAGUAAAAUCUUCACUCUGUUCGUUUUUUUUUGAUAACACACGCGGCAUAUAUAAUAAUAAAAAAAAUAAAAAUAACCCAUCGUUCUUCUGACCGAAUCUUACCUGUACGUAUAAAAUUAUCAAUGGCGACCAUAAAUAAAACAUGUUUUAGUUUCAAAACUUUAACAUUCCGAAAAUGUACAUUAAAUAUAUUAUUUUACGUCUAUCUAUUAUAUUAGGGAAAUAGGCAAAUUCGGAUUUAAAUAUCAAAAGUUGUGGGAGCAAAAUAAUUACUUUUUUGCGCCAAAAAUAAUAAUGAUUACCCAAAUUUACGGUAAAUUUGAAUAUAAAACGAACAUAACCUGCUGGCCAAAUCCUUCCAUUUCUUCACUAUAUAAAAGCAACUGAGGUUAUUAUUUUCAGAUAUCAUAUUCGAGGGCCAAAAUUAGAAUAGUACAACAAAACAAGAAAUUUUCCUGUGUAUGUAUUUACGUGUAUACAAGGAGGAUAUUAUUUCUAAUUAAACCUAUACAUUUUAUUUAUAUUUCAAAUAUAUUUUUUUAUAAACAAUUUUAUUUGUAAGUUAAAAAGUGGAAAUACCAAUAAAAUACAUUUAUCCUACUAUACUAUUGAAUUUGAUUACUUAUUAUCGAUGGAACUGUACAGGGAUCAUAAUUUUAUUUUUUUGUAAAUUGAACCGCUUUUUAACAUUCCAUAUACAGGGUACAUCCAAAAAAAGUCGAUGCUAAACAUGUGUUGUUGAAUAUGAAGUUUUGCAUAUUUUAUCUAUAAAAGUACACAUGUCAAGUAUUGGCGUGGAUAACCAGUAGAAUUGUAAAAAUGUAUUUACUUUAUAUUUCUACUUAACUUUAUAACGAAUUCCUUCUGAGAUUUAGUUGUUUUUACGAUUUCAAAUUUAAUAAUUUCACCUGGAUUAUAUCUACUAAUAUUAAAUAAAAAAUGUAAUUUGAAAAUAAAAGAUACUGAUAUUUAUUCUAA